GUUAAUACUUUGCUGAUUAUGUAACCGGCCUUUUUCUUCCUCUGAGCUCCAAGGAAAAACGUGCGCAGUGAUCGGAGAUUGCAUCAGCUUCUAUUUAAUCUCUAUAUUAUCCUUCUCUUUGUACAUUAAUUUGUGUUUGUGCUCAAAUUGCUGUUUUUUUAUUAGAUUCUCUAAAAUAUUCCAAAUAUAUUAAAAUGUUGAAAGUUUUACGAAGCUCAAGGUCAUCAUAUUUAAAACCUUGUCUGCAGAACUUUUGCGGCUCAAGGAGUGUUGCUUCUCAAAUACAUAGUAAAACUUUACUUCCACUUCAAUCCAAAUAUGGAAUGCAAAGAAGAUAUAAAUCUGAUACUGUUAAAGGGCAUGUUAUUGGCAUUGAUUUGGGAACCACCAAUUCCUGUGUUGCCGUUAUGGAAGGUAAAACACCCAAAGUAAUUGAAAAUGCUGAGGGUUCUAGAACUACUCCUUCUGUUGUUGCAUUCACUGCUGAUGGUGAGCGUUUAGUAGGAAUGCCUGCAAAAAGGCAAGCAGUGACAAAUGCUGCAAAUACGCUUUCAGCUACAAAACGUUUGAUUGGACGAAAGUUUGAGGAUGCUGAAGUACAAAAAGAUAUGAAAACAGCAGCUUUUAAAAUAGUUAAGGCGACUAGUGGUGAUGCUUGGUUAGAAGCUAGGGGUAAAAUGUAUUCUCCCAGUCAAAUUGGUGCUUUUGUUCUAAUGAAAAUGAAAGAAACGGCAGACAGUUAUUUGGGUUCAUCUGUAAAGAAUGCUGUAAUCACUGUGCCAGCCUAUUUCAAUGACUCUCAAAGACAGGCAACAAAAGAUGCUGGACAAAUUGCUGGUCUUAAUGUUUUAAGAGUCAUAAAUGAACCUACUGCUGCAGCUUUAGCAUAUGGUAUUGACAAAACAGACAAAAUAAUUGCUGUAUAUGAUUUGGGUGGAGGUACAUUUGAUAUUUCAGUAUUAGAAAUACAAAAGGGUGUUUUUGAAGUCAAAUCAACCAAUGGUGAUACUUUCUUGGGUGGUGAAGAUUUUGAUAAUGCUCUAGUCAGUUAUUUAGCUAAAGAAUUUAAAAAAGACCAAGGAGUAGAUUUGUCUAAGGAUGUUAUGUCUAUGCAAAGGUUAAAAGAAGCUGCAGAAAAAGCUAAAAUAGAAUUGUCAUCAUCUGUUCAGACUGAUAUAAAUCUACCAUAUUUAACUGUUGAUGCCAGUGGUCCAAAGCAUAUGAACAUGAAGUUGACAAGAGCAAAGUUUGAAAGUUUAGUUAAUGAUCUCAUUAAAAGAACAGUUGAACCUUGUAAAAAAGCUAUCACUGAUGCAGAUGUGAAAAAAACUGAUAUCCAAGAAGUUAUUUUAGUUGGUGGCAUGACUAGGAUGCCAAAGGUUCAAGAAAUGGUUCAAGAGAUAUUUGGUAAAGUCCCUAGUAAAUCUGUAAAUCCUGAUGAAGCUGUUGCUGUAGGUGCUGCUAUUCAGGGAGGUGUACUCGCUGGCGAUGUCACAGAUGUUUUACUCUUGGAUGUAACACCCUUAUCCUUAGGUAUUGAAACACUAGGUGGUGUGUUCACUAAGCUCAUCACAAAAAAUACUACUAUUCCAACUAAAAAGAGUCAGGUAUUUUCUACUGCAGCUGAUGGUCAAACUCAAGUUGAAAUCAAAGUAUUCCAAGGAGAACGAGAGAUGGCUCUUGAUAAUAAACUAUUGGGACAAUUUUCUUUGGUAGGAAUUCCUCCUGCUCCUCGUGGUGUUCCUCAAGUUGAGGUUACUUUUGACAUUGAUGCUAAUGGAAUUGUUCAUGUGUCUGCACGUGACAAGGCUACUGGUAAAGAACAAAACAUUGUUAUUCAAUCUUCUGGUGGUUUAAGCAAAGACGAAAUUGAAAACAUGAUUAAGAAUGCUGAGAGGUAUGCUGAAGAAGAUAAAAUCAAGAAGGAAAGAGUAGAAAUAGUCAAUCAAGCUGAAGGUAUUAUCCAUGACACUGAGUCAAAAAUGGAUGAAUUUAAGAGCCAACUUCCUGAGGAGGAGGUAAAAUAUUCUCUUUGAAAUUCUUUUUCAUUGACAUUUGCAUGAAAUUGAACAAUAAUUUCUUUUUAAAACUGCAAAUGAUCUUGACAGCUUAUAGUAAUUAUAGCCUGCCAUUUUUUAUCUUUAAAUAAGAUUACACAAAUGAUAGUUGACAGAUUGUGUGUUAAUACUUUCAUCCUUCCUUCUUGCAUCUCAAUCAAUCUUGGAAUGAUUUCAAGAUAAAAGUCACUUUUAUUUUACAUUUAUAUCUGAAGAUUGGCAACUCUUAAAACAAAUAGUAAUUGAAUAAGUUUAGGAAUUUAAAAAAAAGUUUCUGUUCUCUUCUCAGUAAUAAUUUAAGCCUCUGUUUUUUUUCUUCAUUUUAAAAUCUGAGGGAAAAAUUAUGUUCAUGUGCUGAGAUUUAAAAAAAAAAGCGAAAUUAAAAAUCUUCAAAUGUUCUGAUCUUCAGCAUCUGCUACUGUGCUGAAGGAUUUCUAAUAGUGUGGUCCCCAAUUAAAUUUUUUUUUUUAUUCUUAUUAUCUCAGGUUUGCCCCCAUGCGACUAAAAUGCAACUAUUUUUGGCCUCAACUAACUAUGGCAAAUUUUUUAUUUGUCUGAAAAGGCUAAAAGCUACUUUUUUCAAGAAAGAGAGAUUAUUGUGAGAUUAAAAAUUUAUUGCUAGAACACCAAUGUUAAUGUAAAAAUUAUCAUAUUUGCCACCACCUUGACUAAAUGGAUCAUGGUAUAUGACAAGUCAUUUAAUAAAAUUUUAGUCUUAUUUAGGCAACUAUUAUCAUGCUUUAAGCUACUAAAAGCAACUAUUUUUUUUUUUGUGGCAACCCAGUUAUCUCUAAAAUUUGUAAACAGCUUUGAUUCCUUUGUAAACUGUUUUUGUGUUUGGUUUCAAACCAAGCACAAAAAUACUUUCAUGGGUAGGGGUAUUUUAACAGGGUUCUUGCUGUCCUAAAAAAGUGCUAAAAUUUUUUUCCAACUUUUUUAGGGCCUAAAAAGUGCUAAAAUUUCUUCUGAGUGCUAAAAAAGUGCUAAAUAAUUUUUAUUUUGGCGUUUUGAAAAUUUUUUUUGAGCGGUCAGAUUCCUUAAAUCGGUUUCCCUAAAUCCUUAAAUUCUGUUGCCUUCGGCUGUUCUGCUGCCUCCAUCUUUUUAGAAAAUUCUUGGGCUUUGGGGAAAGAAGUUCUUUCUUCUGACAUUGUAUGGGCUUUAAAAGUUGUAGAAAGCUACUACUCCUACAGUUUUCCAAAGACACUGGAAAAUUAUAUAGUACAAUGUUUCCAGACAGUUCAAUAGCACGUCAUUUCGCCUGCAGUGAAUAUAAGUGUGCAUAUCUCUGUCAUUUUGAACUUGCACCUCAUUUUAGCAUGCUAUUUCUGAAGUGCAUUGAUAAUGCCAAGUUUUAUACAUUGCUUUUUGAUGAGUCUUUGAGCAAAGCAACACAGCAGUAGCAGUUGGAUAUACAUAUCCACUUUUGGAACCCAGGUAAGAACAUUUUAGAGACGCGAUACUUAACAUAAGUUUUUCUGGGCCAUUCUACAGCAGAUGACCUUUUAGCCUGCUUUUAUUCAUCAGUCAAAAAUGUAGACCUGAAGAAAUUAUUGCAGAUUUCUAUGGACGGUCCUGCUGUCAAUUGGAGGUUUUAUAAUAAUAUUCAAGAAGAUUUGUUAAAAGAGCAUGGUGUUCAAUGCAGUGCAAUAGGAAGUUGUGGGCUUCAUAUUUUAAAUAAUGCAUUCUACAAAGGUGAAUCUGAAACAGAAUGGCUCAUUGGUUACAUCCUGAGCUCAAUCUUCUAUCUUUUUAAAGAUUCACCCACAAGAAAAGAAGCCACCGUUGGCUGGAAAAUGCACCUGCAGCUGAAAGAGCAAUAUUUCUUUGGAAUGAUCUGAAAUCUUAAGUGAAAAAUGUUGGCAAGUUUAGAAAAGUGAAAUGUAAAUCCUUUUUAACUUUACAGGAAGCAAUAAAAGACAAAUUGAUUCUUGUUAGGCUGAACUUUUUCUGAAAUGUGUCGGAGCUAGUUUAACCAUUUUUGAAACUGUAUCAAGCAAAUCAGCCACUUUUACCAUUUUUUGCUGCAGAUAUCCAGGAUUUGGUAUUACAUAGUGUGCAAUUAUAUAACAGUCUGAAGCCAGAAUCUAUAGAAAACUUAAAUUCUCUGGAGAAACUGUGCCAUUUUAAUUUUUGUGAUGAAAAGAAUUAUGUCUCUCUGACAAAAAUCAGUGUAGGUUUUAAAGGUGACCAAAUUUUAAAGCAGUUGGCCUCAAAAGUUAUUUCUGACCGGGAUCAUAUUAAUAUAAAGAAAGAUUGCAGAAAGUUUAUCACCAAAAUGUUAGAAACUUUACUAGAGAAAUGUCCAAUAAACUAUUCUGUUGUUAGAAAUGUUGCUUGCAUCAAUCCAAAAUUAAUGUCAGAAAACAAAAGCAAGUGUGUUCUAAAAAUGAGAAACAUAUUAAAUUACUUAAGUCAAAAA
This is a messenger RNA of Parasteatoda tepidariorum (common house spider), 4476 nucleotides long. RefSeq names its product Heat shock protein 70 cognate 5 (gene Hsc70-5). Lineage: Eukaryota; Metazoa; Arthropoda; Arachnida; Araneae; Theridiidae. Gene Ontology annotation, biological process: protein folding. The record is from RefSeq and is a predicted model, not a curated record. Gene Ontology annotation, molecular function: ATP binding; ATP-dependent protein folding chaperone.